Molecule: messenger RNA, 1164 nt
Organism: Papilio xuthus (Asian swallowtail)
Lineage: Eukaryota; Metazoa; Arthropoda; Insecta; Lepidoptera; Papilionidae
Product: uridine phosphorylase 1
Exons: 8
Coding region: 115-1113 (332 amino acids)
Biological process (GO): nucleotide catabolic process; uridine catabolic process
Cellular component (GO): cytoplasm; cytosol
Molecular function (GO): uridine phosphorylase activity
Source: RefSeq, a predicted model, not a curated record
GUUGUGAAUUAUUUUUUAUUAGUAUUCUAGUGUGGUUAGAAAUUAUUGUUUUUUUUAAUUGUUGUUUUUUGUGACGAUUUUAUUAGUGAUAUAAAAUAAGGAGUUGGAGUAAAGAUGAAGGAGUGUGAUUGUGAUUUCAUUUUACCAACAAAAGAAGGUUGGGAACAACAUUACGAUAAUUGUAUUAGCAAAUGGAAUUCAACAGCGCAAUAUCCAAAAAAUGAAGACGGAUCGAUUCGUCUCACAAAUGAAAAUCUGUCGAAACUGCAUCAGGACUUUAUCUAUCAUCUCGGACUUGAUACAGCCAGUUACGACUUAAAGGCUAUGUUUGGAGAUGUCAAAUUUGUAUGCAUGGGUGGUACCAAAUAUCGUAUGAAGGAAUUCGCUAAACAUAUGGCUAAAGUGUUAAAUAUAAAAGAUUUCGAAGCAAAAAAUCUGAGCAAACACUCGCAUAGAUAUGCAAUGUAUAAAGUUGGCCCGAUCAUUUCAGUUAACCAUGGUAUUGGUAUAUCUUCAAUGACUAUACUCCUACAAGAAAUAUUAAAAGUACUGUACUACGCAAAAGCGAAGAAUCCUAUAAUCUUCAGAAUAGGAACGAGUGGAGGUCUGAAAAUACCACCUGGUUCCAUCGUCAUAUCGUCUUGGGGUCUAAAUGGUAUUUUAGAGAAGACAUAUGACCUUCCAGUUUUAGGUGAAAUUCGCAAGUUACCUUCCGUAUUCGAUAAACGGUUGAUACAAGAACUCGAGUCUAUGGUGACUGAAGGAGAUGGAUUCAACACGUACAGUGGAGGAACAAUGGCUGCCGAUGAUUUCUAUAGAGGACAAGCGCGGUUAGACGGACCGUUCUGUGACUACAAAGAGGAAGACAAGUUGGCAUUCCUCCACAGGCUGUCAGCGCUGGGCGUGAAAAAUAUCGAGAUGGAGGCUACUGCCUUCGCUGCGAUGACUAGAGAAGCAGGAGUUCGCGCUGCGGAUGUCUGUGUUACUAUACUGGACAGGUUGAAUGGUGAUCAGGUAACACCAGACAAGGAGUUACUGUUAAAAUUUCAAGAACGUCCUAUGAUUCUAGUCGGAAGAUACAUCGCCAAGUAUUACGAGAACAAUAUUCAAUGAAUAAAUAUUUGAAACAAUUUAUAAAAAUCGAAAAAUAAAACAUUUUUUGUC